GACUUUUGUCUGCAGCUGGAAUGGUUUAUUUUAAUUUGUAAGAAUAGCACACUUUAUUUUAUUCUUUGUGGGAUUUCCAAUUGACACAACAUGGAUCAAAACAACAGCAUACCCCCUUUCCAGGGGCUGGCAUCACCACAGGGUUCUCUAACACCGGCGAUUAACAUUUUCAGUCCGAUGCCUUAUGGAACUGGUCUGACCCCCCAGCCUGUGCAAACAAUUAACAGUUUAUCAGUAUUGGAAGAACAGCAAAGACAACAGCAGCAGACACAGCAGUCAACAUCACAACAAGUGAAUCUGGGGUCAGGCCAAACCCCUCAACUGUUUCACCCACAAACUCUUACUACAGCACCUCUUCCAGGAAAUACACCAUUAUACCCCUCCCCAAUGACUCCAAUGACACCCAUUACUCCUGCCACCCCUGCAUCAGAAAGCUCGGGAAUUGUUCCUCAGCUACAGAACAUAGUGUCCACUGUAAAUCUUGGCUGCAAACUGGACCUAAAAACAAUUGCACUUAGAGCGCGAAAUGCAGAGUAUAACCCAAAGCGUUUUGCUGCUGUUAUAAUGAGGAUACGAGAGCCACGUACAACAGCACUUAUAUUUAGUUCGGGAAAAAUGGUAUGCACUGGAGCUAAAAGUGAAGAACAAUCACGUUUAGCAGCAAGAAAAUAUGCCAGAGUUGUACAGAAACUCGGAUUUCCAGCCAAGUUUUUAGAUUUUAAAAUACAAAAUAUGGUGGGAAGCUGCGAUGUGAAAUUCCCUAUCAGAUUAGAGGGACUGGUCCUUACACAUCAGCAGUUUAGCAGUUAUGAGCCUGAACUGUUUCCAGGUCUUAUCUACAGAAUGAUCAAACCAAGAAUUGUCCUGCUUAUUUUUGUUUCUGGAAAGGUUGUACUGACAGGUGCUAAAGUUCGAGCAGAGAUCUAUGAAGCUUUUGAAAACAUCUAUCCUAUCCUAAAAGGCUUUAGAAAAACAACGUAACUGCUGGAUUUUUUUUAAGGGUUUUUAUGUAAUAUAGAAAAUUUUUGUACAGGAUAUGAUGCAACAGUGGCAGAAGACCCCUACAUUUAUCUAUGGUGUUUCAUUGAAAUCAGUAUAUUUGUGGGGCUUUGUUUCAUGGAGGACAAUGGUUUUACAUGGACUUUUAAGUGUUUUUUUUGUUUUUAUUUUUUUUUUAACAAUGUGGUUUUAUCAAGAAUGUUA
Xenopus laevis (African clawed frog) is the source of this 1203-nucleotide messenger RNA. RefSeq names its product TATA-box binding protein S homeolog (gene tbp.S). Gene Ontology annotation, molecular function: DNA binding. Gene Ontology annotation, biological process: DNA-templated transcription initiation; transcription by RNA polymerase II. Lineage: Eukaryota; Metazoa; Chordata; Amphibia; Anura; Pipidae. The record is from RefSeq and is marked provisional. Gene Ontology annotation, cellular component: nucleus.